Messenger RNA from Lactuca virosa, 558 nucleotides. The record is from the annotation of a GenBank genome assembly. NCBI's taxonomy places the organism in Eukaryota, Viridiplantae, Streptophyta, Magnoliopsida, Asterales, Asteraceae.
AUGCUUGAUGCAAAGGAAAAUAUACCUCUUGCAUAUGGAGAGGGUACAAGUAAGAUUGGUUGUUCCACGCGAGACAUGACAUGCAGAGGAGAGAAUAUGUAUAAUAGAAAAGAAUCGCUCAAGGAAAAUAUUGGAAAAAUGUCUCGGGCGGACAAUGGAAUAAGCUACAUCGAUGAUAAUGGAGACAGUACUAAGAGUAUACAAGGAGGAGGAUGUGUGAAUAAUGACGUUAGCUGUAAUGAUCUUAGCGGACAACACAUAAAAACCAAGAACAAAAGCUUCGUCAACAACAAUGAGUACCUAAACAUCGAAAAAAAUGAAGUCAUUACUAAUAACAGAAAUAACAGAAACAACAACGGAAGCCACAACAAUAUCGGAAACAAAAGUGGCAGCAACAAUAGUGACAUCAAUGGAAACGUUUCUCAAAAUGGCAAUCAAACAGUCAACGGUUUCGGUAGUGGUAACAACAAUAGCGUUGGAAUUGGAGAAGGAAGUGGAAACGGUAAUAACGCCUUCAACUAUAGUGAAGGAUCUCCUAAAGAUCCUAGUUCAAAGUGA